Molecule: messenger RNA, 2515 nt
Organism: Ostrea edulis (European flat oyster)
Lineage: Eukaryota; Metazoa; Mollusca; Bivalvia; Ostreida; Ostreidae
Exons: 15
Coding region: 233-2446 (737 amino acids)
Biological process (GO): iron ion transport
Cellular component (GO): plasma membrane
Molecular function (GO): oxidoreductase activity; copper ion binding
Source: RefSeq, a predicted model, not a curated record
AGUUAUACGUCUAAUGCUCAAUGCUGGAAGUUAUACGUCUAACUUGCAGUUUUUUGUAGAGAUGUGUGGUAAUGGGCUUGAUACGUUUGUCGAAUAAUAAUGAAACUGAUUAGCAAAUGGUAUUGAAUGAUAGGAUACUUAUAAAUAUAAACUGAAUCACAAUGCUCCAAAUUUAAUUGAUGCAAUAAAUCGACAGUCUGGGUCCGUCAGAAACUAAAGUUCUACAGUGAACAUGGUGAUAAACAGUUUCAAAGACUGCACAAUGACUUGGCUUCUGGGAGUUCUUGUCUGUUUUCUCUCUCCAAGUAUGAGUCUGUGUCGGGUGGUGAGACCAUCCGGAAACUGUGUGAAUGAUGUCUGUCAUUUUGAAUUUAACGUCAACUAUAAAUUCACCAUGAUGCAAUAUAACUAUUCCGAUAUCAGAAACCCUGAAUAUAAACCAGUGGUUAUGAAAGACAACAUUCUUCAGCGACGUGCACCGAAUUUAGUGAGUUGUGAUGAUGAAUUCACUCCUAUUUCCAAAGAAGAGUUCAGGGACACUGUGAGCCCAGGAGACGGAGAUUACAAGUUAGUGUACGCUAUUAACGGGCAGAUUCCUGGACCUGAUAUAGUCGUGUAUGAGGACCAAGUAAUUUCCGUAACUGUCCGUAAUCAGCUGAGGACUGAGGCACUAUCUAUACAUUGGCAUGGGAUGAUUCAGCGGGGGACUCCAUGGAUGGAUGGGACGGCUAUGAUUUCCCAAUGUCCAAUUUUACCUGGGCAAACAUUUCAAUAUAGAUUCCUUGCCUCGCCAUCAGGGACCACUUGGUAUCAUGGACAUACCGGCACUCUACGUUCUGAUGGGAUAGCGGGGGCUUUAAUCGUUCUACCGAGGAUUAGACCACCAAUUCAUUUCCAGUCCGAGGCGAUACCAGAUGUCCACGCUGAGUUUAUAGCCAUCGUCACUAAUUGGUUUAACGUCGGAACGUUAGAGAAAUUUGUUGCUGACGUCUCAAGCUUUGGUAUCUUGGAAGAGUACGACGGCAAAUGUGAACCACUUUUACAGCAUCCUGAUGGAUCAUUUGUGAUUUAUCAUUUGAAUACCGGUCUUGUCAAUGGAAGAGGAAGAAAGUAUAUACUGAACGACGUCAACGCCUCAGAGAAACCUUGGAUACCACUGGAAAAAUUUGUAGUCGUCCAGAAUAGAUACUAUCGAUUUAGAGUUAUCAAUUCAGCAUUCACCGAUCCUUUGGAAAUUUCUAUUGAUGGCCACAUGCUCAUCAUUGUUGCAUUUGAUGGACAAGACGUUGAACCUUUCAAAGCUGACAGUGUGGCUAUUCAACCUGCAGAGAGAGUAGAUUUCAUCAUUUUUACCGGACGACCAAUAGACAACUAUUACAUCAACUUCUUUUCAACUGCAACAAAAAAAGCUACAGGGGAACCCAUAAUUCAUCCUGAUCGUACACACGCUGUCUUGAAUUAUUAUGGAGAGGAUGAUGAGCGUGAACCAAGAAUCAUGCCUCGACAAUGCCGACCGAGUUCUCCUUGUGUGGCUGUAAAUCAUGUGUAUGGGCUCUCGCCAGCUGGUACUAACACCGUCAAUGUGCCUCUGACACACCUAAAGGCUACACAGUGGACGCUGAAACAAAAUCCUGUUCCUAUCGUGACACCAGGAGUUACUAAGCAAUUGUUCUUUCUUAAUAUUGCCGUUCAAAUUCCGAGAGGUUCACAAAUCAAUGGCCGUCGAUUUGUCACACCAACUUCACCCCUUCAGACAUAUCCUGGAAUGGAUGCAAUAACCCCCUGUGGAACAUGUACUAGCAAUGAGUGUGACUGUACCCAUAUCCUCAAAUUUGAUCUGGGAAAUAUCAUUGAAAUAGUUAUUUCAGCGAUAAGUGUUAUAGGAAUAUCUCAUCCUAUACACAUCCACGGACAUCAUUUUCACGUACUUAAGAUGGCGUAUCCACCUUACGAUCCCGUAACUGGAAAUGCUACUGGACCAAAUCCGGAUAUUAGGUGUUUAAAUGAACGCUGUACAGAAGCAACUUGGGCAGAUCCUUCAUGGAAUGCUGGGUACAUACCGGGAGUAAAUUUGGAGAAUCCUCCACUGAAAGACACCAUUUCAGUACCUGUGAACGGUUACGUCAUAAUCAGACUAAGAGCAGAUAAUCCUGGAUUCUGGUUUCUUCAUUGUCAUUUUCUUCAACAUCAUUUGAAAGGAAUGUCUCUGGUCAUACAGGAGGGCGAGGUACAGGAUAUGGCUCCAGUACCUCCUAACUUUCCCACUUGUAGCGAUUUUCAGUUUAACGCUGUUCAAUGGCAAAGAAGAGUUAGAAGCCAAAGGACUCGGCUUGCGUCAAAAGGUAUAAUACCGAAUUUCAAAUCAGGACUGACACUCCAUAGUGAAUUACAGAAUGAGGAUCGGUGCCGUCUCAAUCCAUGGAUGUGUAAAACCCAAGUGUAUUAAUGAAAAUUAGCAUGAUGUUACAGCUUGUAUUUUGCGCUGAAUUCUGCAAUAAAUUGUUGUAGAAAGAAA